AUGAGUCGAGCCAAGUCUACUAUCAAUGGUGUCAUACAAAAGCUUUCCAAAGGCGAGCAGGAGCGGUCAGUGACGUAUACUGAGCCCAUUACAAUUGAAUUGAAAUGUGAUGGACCACCCAUCAAGAUUGAGCGUGAGGUGCUCAAAUUGUAUGGCAACCUGCUAAUCUUAAAUGAUGCAGGCGUGAUAUAUCAGAAUGUGCCUUUGGCAGAGGCUCAGUUGUGCUUGCCUUCGUCAUUCAAAGUGGUGCAAUAUGAAGCUAAAGCCCGAGCAAUUGGCCUACUAACUCAAGACUGGGAAAACUAUGUGGCCAAUAAUAUUACUGACGUUGAUGGUUGGUGGUAUAACAUAGACUACGACAAGUUUGGUGGCGUGGCUCCCGAUCCUCGACGGAAAUCAUUACUCAAAGGAGUGACAGCAGUUGUGUACGCUUCUAAACUUAUAGGCAUACUAGAAGCCAUGGGGUGUGCUGAAGUGAUACAAGUAAGUGGCAGUGACGAUGUGGUUGCAUUAUUAUCUGAUAAAAACCCGCCGUUCAUGGUGAUUGAUCGCAUGAUUGGUGAGUACCCUGAAACUACAACUGACGACUUGUACUUGGCCAUCGACGAUGUUGACAGCAAACAUAUUGCUCAAUUUGGGCUUACACGCAAACGAGCAAUGCCUCAAGAGUCUAAUACCCCUACCAGUUCACAAUUGACCAAUAGCAGCACCUCAGAAGGGACUAAGCGACGAAAGCGUCCUCGGUAUGAGAAAACUGCUGAUAAAAUGGCAUUUUUUGAUAUCAAAGUGGAACCUGAAACAGAGAAACCUGAAGGGAAUGACGCCACUGAUUCAGCAAAAGCCACGACAGAACCCGAAGCUGAUGUGUCUUCAACUACUGACUCAGCACCAAAGAUUGAAGAGAACGCUGAAGAUGGAGCGUCUAGUGCCACUGGUGACACUAAUGACGAAGCCAAAGCAGAAGAAAGCGAGACUUCCCAAGAACCAAUAGUAAAACCGAGUAAGCGAAGUAUUGAGACACCCGAGGAAACUACUACCACUCAUGCCAAACGGUUUAAAUUUGAACCGAAAGUUUCGUUGGUAGAGGCAAUCAAACGGGCUAAGCUGAAGGCGGAAGACUCACUACGCCUGGAAUUUGGUGAGACCCAAGAGGAAGCAGACGAAGAGCUGUUGCAAGAAGCCAUCGGCAACUUGGCCAACCUUGCCAUCGUCGAGGUGAGAGAUAUCCCGAUGCGGCUGCUGCAGGACUACAAUACGCAAAAGCUGUUUGACGAGAGGUAUAAUGGACGAAAGAACUUCAAGAAGUUUAGCAAAGUCCAGCAGGUGGUGCCGAUCUUUCGGCGUCUGUUUGUGUCAGUAGAAGUGGUUAGGCCUCGUCACGAUGUUGGCAUUGAUUUUGCUGAGGGACUCAAUCAGGCGGCGGAGGCUGAGGAGCAGAUGGAGGCAGACUUCAGCGGGUUGUUUGUCCCUGCUGACGAAGAGUUUGCUAGUUCAGCGACCCCAACCCCGCCACCGCCGCAACAAAGGCGACAAGCCCCCGCUAGGGCUCUGGCCCGCCGGACGAUUACCGUCCUGAGGGAGCUGGACUCUGAGGACGAUGGGCCUCAGUUCCAGUUUUCAUGA
Messenger RNA from Diutina rugosa, 1623 nucleotides. RefSeq lists its product as uncharacterized. The transcript has a single exon. NCBI's taxonomy places the organism in Eukaryota, Fungi, Ascomycota, Pichiomycetes, Serinales, Debaryomycetaceae. The record is from RefSeq and is a predicted model, not a curated record. Bases 1 to 1623 code for a protein of 540 amino acids.